GAACCACAUUCAGAACUAGUUCCAGAGAAUUGUAUAAAAGCUGCAGAACUAGCAUCCUUCCUCAUCCACGGUGUCAUUUCAAAAGCCAAGUGAGGAGGCUGAGAAAGCUGUACACCACAGUUGUUCUGAAAUCCACACUGUUUUUCAUUCUGGACUCCAGAGGUUACACCCAGAAUCACAAGAACCUCCCUUGCUGACAGAAAAUUAACUGUGCCUGCUCAGAAAAUGUGCUGACUUGUAUUUGCAGCAGAAUUUGAACUCCUGACUAGAAACUACCUCCACCAUUUCAGGCACCAAGACAUCAUGGAAGAGCUUGACUAUUUUUCUGAUGAAUUUGAGAAUUACACCUAUCCCUUUGAGUAUCUUCAAGAAGAGUUGGAAUUGGAAGAGGAGGCUCACCUGGGAGCUGCGCAGUGGAUUUCCCUUGUGUUAUAUAGUCUAGCAUUUGUCCUUGGGGUGCCAGGAAAUGCCAUCGUCAUCUGGUUCACAGGGUUUAAGUGGGAAAAGACAGUGGCUACUCUCUGGUUCCUCAAUCUGGCCAUUGCGGAUUUCAUCUUUGUUCUCUUCCUACCUCUUUACAUCUCCUAUGUGGCCAUGAAUUUCCAUUGGCCCUUUGGCACCUGGCUGUGUAAAGCCAACUCCUUCAUUGCCUUGUUGAACAUGUUUGCCAGUGUGUUCUUCCUCACGGUGAUCAGCCUGGACCGUUAUGUUCAUCUGAUUCACCCCGUCUUCUCUCAACGUUACCGGACGCUAAAGAGCACCAUUUUUGUCAUUGGUGUAGUCUGGCUGGUGGCAUUUAUGAUCAGUGGCCCUACCCUGUACUUCAGAGAAACUCUUGACUUCAACAACCACACCAUCUGCUACAAUAAUUUCCAUCAGAGUGAUGCCGGCAUUGUUUUAAUGAGGCACCAUGUUCUGACCUGGAUAAAAUUUGUUUUGGGUUACCUCCUUCCCCUGCUCACCAUGAUCAUCUGUUACUCGCUUCUUGCCCUCCAGGUGAAGAGGAGAGCAACCUUGACCUCCAGCAAGCACUUCUGGACCAUACUGGCUGUGGUGCUGGCCUUUGUGAUUUGUUGGACUCCCUUUCACCUCUUUAGCAUUUGGGAACUGUCAAUUCACCACAGCAGCCACUUCCACCACGUGCUUCAGGCGGGACUCCCCCUCUCUACUGGUCUGGCCUUCUUCAAUAGCUGCCUGAACCCUCUUCUCUACGUCUUGAUUAGUAAGAAGUUCCAGGCUCGCUUCCGGACUUCAGUUGCUGAGCUCUUAAAGCAUACAUUACGUGAGGUCAGCUGGUCCGGGACAACAAGCGAACAGUUUAAACACUCAGAGGCCAAGAAUCUGUGCCUCCUAGAAAUGGCUCCAUGAGGAGGGUUCCCAAAAUUGAAGCUAAAACAAAAGAAACCCAAACUGCCCAUGAUAUGACAUGCCAGUAAGAAGCAACUGGUUUUUCUGAUAAAAUAAUCAAGCCAGGCAAAUACUGGCUAGUUAACAGUGAACCAUUCUCUUGCUAUUUUUCCACCGAGCAAUAUAGCUUUGUGUGUAACUGUGGCCACAUGUGGGUGUCUCCUAACUGGGAUAUCUUUGAAUCAAAUCUAAUUACAAGAUACCCAGUGGUCCAUUUUUCUAACUGUUGACUGAGGCAGCCCCAUUUAGGGUUGUCAUAAAUGUGGGAAGAAGCUUGUUUAAUUUGAUUCUUGCUCAUUAUACUAUUCUGACAUAGUCUCUGAUGUUGAAGCAUUUUAUUAUUUUCUUAGGAUAACUUAAAAGAUCCUGGAGCUUAUUAUUAAAAAUGAGAUAGAUUAUUUUCAAGAAUACUAAGGCAUAUGCUGCUUCUAACGUUUUCAUUUUUGCAGAUAGCCUUGCAGACAUACUCACAAUGUCACAAAUAGGUUUAUUCUUAAUUUUAUGUAAUUCAUGCAUUCUGCCAGAGAGUGUAUGUUAUAUUCAUUUAAAGUGUAUUACUACAAAUAUAAAUAGAUUCUCAAAAUUGGUGGGGUGUGUGUG
Molecule: messenger RNA, 2007 nt
Organism: Trichosurus vulpecula (common brushtail)
Lineage: Eukaryota; Metazoa; Chordata; Mammalia; Diprotodontia; Phalangeridae
Gene: CMKLR2
Product: G protein-coupled receptor 1
Exons: 3
Coding region: 304-1368 (354 amino acids)
Biological process (GO): inflammatory response; phospholipase C-activating G protein-coupled receptor signaling pathway; complement receptor mediated signaling pathway
Cellular component (GO): plasma membrane
Molecular function (GO): G protein-coupled receptor activity; complement receptor activity
Source: RefSeq, a predicted model, not a curated record